AUGGUCCGCGUCUUGAAGCCGUUCAGCGUCGUCCUCGCGACGGCGCUCUCGCUCGGUCUUGCGGCCGCUGCUGACCCCACCGUCUCGGUCCUGGGCGACGCGACCUACACGAUCCCCGAGUCCCGCGGAGUCAUCUGCAUCGGCUCCGGUGACGUCCCGACUGGAACGGCCUGCCCUCUGAAGGGCGACGUCGCGUCCGAAGCCUGCCGCGAGGGUAUCCCUUCGUACAACGGCGGCGAGUGCGUCGCGCCCAAGGACGCUCAGUGCGUCAUCGUCACGGGCACGACCUGGGGCUGCGCGUUCCCG
Phytophthora sojae is the source of this 306-nucleotide messenger RNA. RefSeq lists its product as hypothetical. NCBI's taxonomy places the organism in Eukaryota, Oomycota, Peronosporomycetes, Peronosporales, Peronosporaceae. The transcript has a single exon. The annotation marks the transcript as partial. The record is from RefSeq and is a predicted model, not a curated record.